UUUCUUUUUUUCAUCCCAAACUCAAAAAAAGUAGUUUUCUCCCGGGAGUAUCUUCUUCUCAUAACGUCUGAUCACCCAAAUUUCAAAAACAGAUAACAAUAUCCACGUGGCAAAAUUCUAUUAGCCACCCAUCAACACCUCAUCAUCCAGAUAAUAUUCAAACAUGAUCAACACCCACACACAGUAUCAAACCUUCCCUCCAAUGGAGGUUCUCACAAAUUAAAUGAACCACAAAAACCAUUAAAAGAUAUUUCAAUUUUUCAAAAAUGGCUCCAGCUUUAACAGCCAAUUCAUUUCUCUUAACCACUUCACCACACUCAAGACUAACUUCACUCAAAAAACCAAACAGAUUGGUUGUAUGUGCUAAGAAAAGUGAAUCAUCUUCGGCUGGAGAUGUCGAAACGGAGAAUUCGAAUGGGUUUCGCUUCGGGUUCGACUUUGGGAAGGUUUCGGAUGUGAAUUCGUUGAUACGGGUUGUGAAUAAUGGAUCGUCUGGUGCGGUGUUUGGUAAACGAAAGGAUCCGAAUACGGUGUUUGUUGCUGGUGCUACUGGACAGGCGGGUAUUCGGAUUGCGCAGACGCUGCUUCGGGAAGGGUUUAGUGUUCGGGCGGGUGUGCCUGAGCUCGGUGCUGCACAGGAUUUAGCGCGGUUGGCGGUUAAUUAUAAGGUAAUCUCCACCGAAGAAUCCAAACGCCUGAACGCGGUGGAAUCAAGUUUCCAAGACCCCGAAGCCAUUGCAAAAGCAAUCGGGAACGCCACAAAAGCCGUAGUCACAAUCGGCCCAUGUGAAAACGGUCCAACCACAGAGGUCACCACAUCAGAAGCCCUGCAGUUAAUCCAAGGCGCUCAACUAGCCGGUGUGAGCCACAUCACCAUAAUCUACGACGCAUCAACACCAUCAUUCACCUCAACCAACAAUGUACUUGAUGGGAUCUCAUCAUUCUUCAACAACUUCUUCUCAAAGUCACAGCCAUUGACUUUGAAAGAGUUUAUAGAUGGAUUAAUAACAACUGAUUUGAAGUACACUUUGAUCAAGACCAAACUGACCGAUGAUUCGGCCUCUGAGAGUUCGUACAACGUUGUUGUGACCGCUGAAGGAAUCACACAGGAAAACGACUACAAAGUAACAAAGUCUCAGAUCGCUUCGUUGGUUGCAGAUGUUUUCUCCAACACAGAAGUAGCAGAAAAUAAGGUUGUGGAACUUGCUACAAGUCCGGAUGCAGCUGCAAAGCCUGUGAGUGAACUUUUCAGUGCGAUUUUAGAGGACGGUAGACGACAAGCUUACGUAGACGCCAUUACAAAGGCAGAAGCAGAAGAAGCCGAAGAAGCCAUAAAAGCUGCCGAAAAAGCAGCCGAGAAAGAUGUCAAAAAACUGGAUUCACCAGACGACUUCCAAGAACAGGCUGCAACAGCCCAAAAGUCCUUCAACGACCUCAUGGCCCGAUUCAAAACCGCCACUAGCAAAAUCACAGAGACACCAGAAUCCGAACCCACAACCGAAGAUGGCCCAGACCCGGAUACUGCACCAGGGUUAGCUCUGUCAUGGGGAAAACUAAGCUCAGGGUUCGCAUCAGCAGUUAAAAACAACCCGAUCGAGCUACCAAAAGUGCAGAUUGCAACGGUUAGGGGCCAAGCCAAGGCGCAGAACUUGACACCUAAGCCGGCCGUGGUCAAGAAACCUGCAGCGGCUAAAAGGGCGCCACCACCCGCACAGCAGCCCAAACCGAAAGAGUCGAAAGCAGAAGUGAGGAAGAUUUUCGGGGGUGUGUUUCAGCAGGAAACCAUUUACGUUGACGAUUGAGAUGAUUUAUUAAUGUUAGUAAUGUUUUAUGUUCAUAUGUGAAUUGUAGUUGAAUUCUUGAUGGUUGAAUGCUGGUUUAACCAGCAUGAUCAUUAACUUAUUUCACUUGUAUCUUGAUCUCAUAUGUUUUUUUUUUUCCGAGUUGCUAUAUAUAUAUUAUUCGGGUUUUAAAGGCAA
Molecule: messenger RNA, 1979 nt
Organism: Helianthus annuus (common sunflower)
Lineage: Eukaryota; Viridiplantae; Streptophyta; Magnoliopsida; Asterales; Asteraceae
Product: protein PLASTID TRANSCRIPTIONALLY ACTIVE 16, chloroplastic
Exons: 5
Coding region: 267-1802 (511 amino acids)
Source: RefSeq, a predicted model, not a curated record